UGACCGAUAACGUUCAAUUUCCAAAAGUUUCCUUGCAUUCUCCUUAUCUUCUUUCUCCCAAAAAGUAAAAAAUUCGCUCUGUGAAAUAUUAAUAUUUAUCAUGGUUGCAUCUCAGUCCAAUCACGACAAUACUCCCCAGGCCAAAGAGCAUGCGACUGGGAACAAUCAUGGCAAUACACAUGCCGUGGUACCUAAUGAAAAGAACGCGAACAUUCUGAUUGGCAUGCGGGACGGCGUCACAGGGGAAUUUGCUCUUUUCCCCCGUCAAGAGGCAAAGAUUUCCGUCUUCGACUCGAAUUUUCUUGUCGGUGAUGGCAUAUGGGAAGGAAUCCGCUCCUACAACGGUCGCAUUCAAUUUGCACGGGAGCACAUUAAUCGCCUCUUUCAAAGCGCAAAAGCAAUGUAUAUGGACCUUGGAAUCUCCAAAGCCGGGCUGCUCGACCUCAUCCAUGACACCAUCGAUGCAAACGGCAUGCAAGAUAGUAAAGACGUUCAUAUUCGACUUGUCGUAAGUCGAGGCUUAAAAUCCACUCCAUACCAAAAUCCUUCAGUAAACAUCGGUCUUCCCCUGAUCGUCAUCAUCCCCGAAUACAAGAAAGCAGACCCGGCGUCAAAGGCCCGCGGCCUGCGGCUGAUAACAUCGCACAUCCGGCGGGGCCCGCCUGAUGUCAAAGAUGAGAUGUGGAACCACAUUUCAAAGGCAACAGACAUCCAAGCCUGUAUUGGUGCAAACGUGGUGGGCGCAGACGAAGCAUUGAUGCUCGAUCCUCAUGGAUUUGUCAAGACCUGCAACUCGGUCAAUCUCUUCAUUGUACGAGACGGAGAGGUGUGGUCGCCAACACGAGCGUAUCAGAUGCAAGGCAUAACCAGAGCAAAGACCAUAUCCCUGUGUCGCGCGAACAAUAUCCCCAUUGUCGAAACUGACUUUACUUUGACCGAGACUUAUGGCGCUGAUGAGGUAUUCUGUACCGGUACCUUUCCAAGCCACAUUCCUGCACUCGAGGUUGACGGACGCAUAAUAGGCGAAGGGAAACAAGGCCCUAUCACAACCAAGUUGCAACAGCUCUAUUCGGAGCUUGUCAAAUGGGAUGUCGGUCGUUCAAGAGAGGAAAUUCGCAAAGAGCUACAAUGAGCAAUGUCA
This is a messenger RNA of Xylona heveae TC161, 1141 nucleotides long. RefSeq names its product D-aminoacid aminotransferase-like PLP-dependent enzyme. NCBI's taxonomy places the organism in Eukaryota, Fungi, Ascomycota, Xylonomycetes, Xylonales, Xylonaceae. Gene Ontology annotation, molecular function: catalytic activity. Gene Ontology annotation, biological process: carboxylic acid metabolic process. The transcript has 3 exons. The coding region runs from base 101 to 1132 and encodes 343 amino acids. The record is from RefSeq and is a predicted model, not a curated record.